This is a messenger RNA of Silurus meridionalis, 3510 nucleotides long. RefSeq names its product aftiphilin b (gene aftphb). Lineage: Eukaryota; Metazoa; Chordata; Actinopteri; Siluriformes; Siluridae. Gene Ontology annotation, cellular component: trans-Golgi network membrane; AP-1 adaptor complex. The coding region runs from base 171 to 2291 and encodes 706 amino acids. Gene Ontology annotation, biological process: intracellular transport. Gene Ontology annotation, molecular function: clathrin binding. The transcript has 8 exons. The record is from RefSeq and is a predicted model, not a curated record.
AGACGGUCGGACUGUGGCAUGCUGGGAAAAGAGACCUAUUUCAGAGGUGUCCAGAAAUGAAGUUCAGCCUCUAAUUAAAGACUGUUGCGAUAAGCGAAGUGCAUGAAAACGCAUUAUUGAAAAUGUCGGCGUUGUAUCUGAAAGCUAAAUGAAGGUAACACUAGAGGAUCAUGGAGCCUGACAUCGUCCGCAUGUACUCCUCCUCUCCGCCUCCUCUGGAUGAGGAUGGAGAGGAGGAAGAUGAAGACGACUUUGGUGAGUUCGGAGGGUACUGCUGCGGCGUGUCCUCCAGUUUGAGCUUCUCUGAAUAUGACAUGCCGUCCACUUUUGAUCAGUCGUGUGAGGCGGAUUCCUCGCCUUCUGAUGUACACAGCAGCACGUUCAUACAGAGGGCCGAUCAGCCAGGGAAAGACUCUGCAGUUAAAGAAUUGGAAAAAAUAACCAAGGACCUGGAAACUGCUGAAUGUGAGAAUGAUGUCGACUGUGGGAAUAAAAAAGUGGAGGUAUUAAAAGUCCUCCCCAAUGGUCCUUUAUCCCCUACCUCACAGAAGGAGCUCUCGCUUGUCUUAAAUGUAGAGAAGCAAAGCACUUUCAAGCUUCAGGAUUUCAAAGCCGGUGGCAAAGAUGAGCCAAAUGACAUCCCAAACACAGAUCAAGUGGGGCACUGCCUUAGUAAUGGACCCAUCACAAUUUGCACUGAUGAAGAUCUAGAGAAGCUUACAGAAACAAGCACUAACAGCACUGAAGCUGUUCUAGCUAGAGCAGAGGAUUCCAGUACAGAAACUAACCAAGCUGCUAGAGCAAAUGGUUCAGACGAUUCUGAUCAUUCAUUGAGGAAUAACAUCUCCCAGAGCAAUGCGUCUGAGACUAGAAACACUCUAGCAGGAGACACUCGAUUCCCUGAAGUGGCAGGUGAGAAUCAGCGCAACAAGGAAAAGCUGGAGAUUGAACAAAUGGAAGAAGAUCCACGUUCUAGUCUUGGUGGACUUCCCAUUGCUUCUGGAAUAAAGAUUCAGAAUGUCUCUGGAGAUCUUGGAGACGUUGCUGGUACAUCUCUGACACCGGUGGUGGAAAACAUUCCAAAGUCUGAUGCACAGUUUAAGGAAAACGUUGAGGACUGUAACAUAAAUAAUGCAAGUCUAGAAGCUAGAAGAUCCCUUGUGGUUCCUGGAAGAGUAGAACUGGAAGAAUUGUGUUUGACUGUGGUUGACCCACCCGUGGGGAUUGUCCAUGGUCUGAGGGCAGAUCCCGGUAUAAGGGAAGUGAAAAAAAUCCAAAUUGGGUCAUCAAUUGAAUCAGACGAGGACUUUGGAGAUUUCAGGGAUGCCACUCAGGGUUUUCCAGAUAUCAGCCAGACCGAGUCCUUAAGUCAGGAGGGAUUUGCUGAUUUUGUGACUGCACUAUCGGACUGCUCCUCGCACGAUGAGUUUGCAGAUGCAGACACUCUGAAGGACUUGAAGGAGGAAGAAGAACUUGCUACAGAAGAUAAAGAUGAGGAUAAUGAUACUAGUGACACUAAUUAUCAUGAACAAAUGUGCUCAGAACUGCCCCCAAGUGAUAGCUUUGCAGACUUUAGUUCAGCUCCAUUUGGAGGGGAAAACUGGGCAGAGUUUGGGGAGCAGGAGGAGCAAGAGGUACAGCAGGAAUCGUGGGCGGCAUUUGACGAGGAAGAGCAAAGUAGUACUGCAACAGUACCCUCUAGCGAUAGCCUCCAGAGUGACAGUGUUCUGUGUGGGUUGAGUCACAAACUGCAGCAUCUUUUUGAAAGCACUUUCCCUUUGGAGAGCACUUCAGAGGACUCCGAUGUACAGACCCUGCAGGUCCUUCUGGAGCCCCAAGACCAUGCCGAGAUCAGGGAACCUGUAGCCAUGUGGCGCCACCUGUUGGACAUCCACAACACUCACGGCCUCAAGGUUCAAUGGGUCGGCUCACACAGCAACAGAAUUCUGCUGGACUGCCUGGGAAUCUACAACAUAUUGUUUACUGGUCAGAACAAGCAGCCUGUUAUCGUACCCAUGUUUGCUGCAGGACUGGGAAUGCUUGAACCUACCAAAGAGCCUGUGAAACAUUUGUCCAUCUUUUCUUCAUCUUCGCCAGGUCAGGGGAGAUCUGCUCUAUGCACUCAGCAGGGGGUGUCCUCGUUAAGCCUCGAAGACGACGGUACGUCUCAGCGCCGAGCUUCUUUCUCUCACCAGGGGGUGCAGUUGCGCAACUCAACCUUGAUUUCUUUGGGCCAGCGGAGGAGUGUAGCUCAGACAGUGACAGUGAUGCACCGAUGCCAGGUCAGAUGACAAACACUUUCAAGCAACACACACUGGCAUGACCUACUGUAUACACUAGGGGCGAUAAUGACAAUGUCACAGUAUAACACGAUUGUAAAUCUUGCAUCUAGUGCAAAUUUUCUAUUGAUAUAAUAAAAAAAAUCAACAAUACUACCACUUUUACUUCUAGUAUUUAUUUUUAUUUCAUGCUCUUAUUAAUUUAAUAUAAUAAAGUCACAAAAGGUCACUUGAUCACCAACAAACUUUAAUCUGGGUAGCCUAAGAAAAUGUGUAUUAAUGCAUUGUGGUUUUAUUAUUAUUAUUAAUAUUAUUCAAUGAUGUAGAUUUGGCAACCAUAGUCAACAUAGUCUAAUCCUGAUUGUUAUCUUAGAGCAUGAUAUAAUGUAAUAUAAUUAUUACACAACCCAACAUAAUUUAAUGAAUAAAACACAAUAUCUGUGCAGGGGAAAAUCAUUAAUCAAGAGGUGGAGCAACACGGCCUGAAACUAAGCAAAGUUCCAAUGCAUUUUAUUUGCAGCAAUCGCCAAGUAGUUAUUUAUUACGGAAAAGGGCUUUUUACAAUUUUGUUAUACAGUUUUAGACAGUGUGAAAAGCAAGAAUUUGAAUGCUUAAAUAGUACAGAAAAGGAGACCUGAAAGUUACCACUAGAUGGAAGGAUAGAUGGAUUUAUCCAUAAAUUUGUACAUUUAUAAAUAAAUUCAAUAAUUUUUUAUUUGUAUAGCGCUUUUAACAAUGAACACUGUCUGUCUCAAAGCAGCUGAUAAAGAAUGAAUCAGAAUGUAAAUCUUGAUGGAUAGAAUGAGGGAUGUAAGGUGGAUUAAUGGAUAGAUGGCUGGAUGGAAAUGUAGAUAGAUAAAUAUGUAGAUUAAAAUGGAUGGAUGGAUAGAUGGAAGGAUAAAGAGAUGGAAGGAUAGAUAGAAUAAAAUGGAUAGAUGGAAGGAUAGAUAGAUAAACAUGUAUGCGAAUAAGUAAAGAUUGAUGGACAGAUCGGGUUUGGGAUUUCGACAGCGCUGUGCUAUAGCAUACGUUUAUGUGCAUAUGUACACGCAUCCUUAGUAAAGUGCUGUGAUGUGGUGUGCAGUGAAUUCAUAUUUCACCCUUAAUUUCUUACUUCUUUUUUUUUUUUUUUUUUCUGACCUGUUGUUUGAAAUAAAGUUCCCUGUUUGUUUAUAUGUUUUUCUGCCAUUGGCGGGUUCCUCUCCUGCUCUAGAUUUUAAGAUUCGGACUU